AUGCCGAGCCCCAAACUUCCAAAUGGAGGAAGAACGGGGGCCGCCUGCAUCUCGCCGGUGCUGCGCUGCCGCGAGUGGUUCGAGGCCGGCCUGCCCUGGCCCUACGAGCGGGGCUUCCUGCUCCACCAGAAAAUCGCCCUCAGCAGGUACACCACGGCCCUGGCGGACACCGUGGACAUCCACAAACUGCUCAGGAGCCGCUCCCUGCGAGAGUUUGAGGAGACCCUCUUCUGCCACACCAAGAGUUUCCCCAUCAGCUGGGACGCCUACUGGGACCACAACGACCCCCUCCGGGACGUGGACGAGGCCGCCGUGCCCGUGCUGUGUAUCUGUAGCGCGGAUGACCCCGUGUGCGGGCCCCCAGACCACUUUCUGCCCACUGAACUCUUUCACAGCAACCCCUACUUCUUCCUCCUGCUCAGUCGCCAGGGCGGCCACUGUGGGUUCCUGCGCCAGGAGUCUCUGCCAGCGUGGAGCCACGAGGUUAUCCUGGAGUCCUUCCGGGCCUUGACUGACUUCUUCCGAACAGAGGAGAGGAUAAAAGGGCUGAGCAAGCACCGAGGCUCAUUGCUAGGGGGCCGGCGUCGCUGGGGAGCCCUGCAGAAGCGAGAGGUCUCUCCCUCUUCCAGCCUGGAUGAGAUCUUUAGCUGGAAGCGAUCAUAUACCAGGUGAAACCCAGUCGGAGAACACCCUGUCCUGCACGGGGAACAGAGGACUGAGUCGGGCAAGCAGCUGCAGCUCUUUGCCACCGAUUCAGCCCUUUCUUUUCUGGUCUGUGGAGAGAGGUGGAGGUCCCAGCUUGCUGCUACUUAAGUGACCCUGAGCAG
This is a messenger RNA of Myotis davidii, 827 nucleotides long. RefSeq names its product abhydrolase domain containing 15 (gene ABHD15). The record is from RefSeq and is a predicted model, not a curated record. Lineage: Eukaryota; Metazoa; Chordata; Mammalia; Chiroptera; Vespertilionidae. The coding region runs from base 1 to 672 and encodes 223 amino acids. Gene Ontology annotation, molecular function: short-chain carboxylesterase activity; monoacylglycerol lipase activity. The transcript is spliced from 3 exons.